AUGUCAAACUCGGACCUCUUGAAAAUCCGCGAGUUUGACCUGCCCAGCAGUGACAACUUCAAUCUGAUGCAGUACCUGGGAGCCACGGAGGCCGGGUACGAUACGAACGAAGAGGAUGGGUCGAUGGUGUCGCCGACUUCUUCCGCCGGAAGCAUGAACCAACAACAGAUGCAUCGUCAGAAUCCAAACUUUCAAGUGAGUUUCAAAAAAAAAGAAGAUAGAAGAGGAACAAACAACCGACGACUUCCGGACUCUCCACCAAUGACCGAUCUUUGUGGUAAUGCUUCCACAACAUCCUCCUCAUCCCAUCACUCUGAUCCAAUGUUCUCUCCAAACGAAUUCAACAACUACAGUGGAGCGAACAACAAUAACAAUCCAUCAAUGAUUCUGGGUGUUCAUGAUAUGGCUCAGCAGCAACAACGUGGCAACAUGAUGACAUCUCAACAAGUGCUUCAACAACAACGACAACAGCAACAACAACAGCAAAAUGGACAGAACUACUGGAAUCAGAACAAUGGACAGCAAACUCCACAGUGGAAUGUCGAGUCCAGCUUUGGAUAUGCCACGAAAGAGAGUCGAAUGGAUACGCCAUGUGAGACUCCACGGAAUAUAACAAGCUUCUCUGGAUUGGAUGGAUUCCCGGAUGAGAACUACAGUCACCAACAAGCGAUUCGAUUCUCAAAGUUCCAAGAAGAGCAAUGGAAUCCACUCUAUGACAUCAAUGGAGUCGUUUUGCAACAACUCCAAGUCCACGUAGUUGCUGAUAAAGGAUUCAACUACAGUAAUACUGAUAAUUGUUUCGUCAAUCAGAAGAAGAACCACUUCCAGGUAUCUGUCAAUGUUGAAGCCUCUGACAUCAUGCCGCCACACUAUGUAUUCUUCAACAACCGCCACGUCAGGAUUCGUGACUUUAAGUUGGCCUUCAGUGGUGUCAAAGCUGAGAUGACGACUUCUGAAAUCACAAUUCGCCAAUCUCGUGCCGACCGUAAACCACAUCCACAUACUCCUGUUCUCUUCGAGAUCCAGGAACGACGAAUGACCAAAGUCUGUGUGCCACGUCUUCAUUUCUCGGAGACCACACUCAACAAUCAACGAAAGAACUUCCGUCCAAACCCAGAGCAGAGAUACUUCUUGCUGGUUGUUCGGUUAUUUGCCAGCAUUGAUGAUGACAAUAGUGUGCUCAUUCAGUCAUAUGCAUCUGAGAAGGUCAUCGUGCGAGCAACGAAUCCAGGAAGUUUCGAUCCUCCAGAUUCGGAUGUUGCCUGGCAGAGAAACGGACACACCCUCUGUACUCCAGGAAAUGUCGCCAUUGGAACUGAUCGUCAAGCUGAGACUGCUCGUUUGACUGUUGCUGGAGACAUCUACUGCAGUGGACGAGUGAUCAAUCCAUCUGAUAUUCGUCUGAAGGAAGGAAUAUCCGAGAAGGAAACCGCCGAGGCUAUUGAGAAUCUUCUGAAGCUUCGCGUCGUUGAUUAUAGAUACAAAGAUGAAGUUGCCAAUGUUUGGGGGCUCGAUGAGCAACAAAGACAACGUACCGGAUUGAUUGCUCAAGAACUCCAAGCAGUUCUUCCGGAUGCCGUCCGCGAUAUUGGAGAUUAUUUGACGAUCGACGAAGGGCGAGUCUUCUACGAAACAGUUAUGGCUACCCAACAAUUGUGCCGAAUGACAGGAGACUUGGAUAACAAGAUCGACGAGAAAGUAGCUGAGAUCAGUAAGCGGCUAUCUGAAUAUGCAAUCCGCAAGAAACUUGCUAGUUCAAUGGGAUCCAAUUUGAAUGGAGACAACAAGAGUCUCUCGUAUUCAAGAUGCUCACUGACCUCAACAGCAACCAAUGCCACGUCACAACAAUCCAGGAGACAGCGAAACAAGAAGAGCAAACUCAUGAAACAAGCCGAAUCCUGUGGAAACCGUUUGAGCCAAGGAACCGUUGUCACUUUGGUUUCCAUCAUGGCCGCAUGCCUUCUUGCAAUGUCUGCUCUCUAUAUUCUCGACUGGCACAACAGAAACUAUGGAUACCAUCAACAUCAUGACCCAACCUCCUCCAAGAGUGAAGUUGCCAACCUCGUCGUACCUUGUAAGUCAAUUGAAGUAACAAUUAAGAUUUUGAAAAAAUUGAUUAAAGCUGUCUACAUGCAACCAGAUGCCUUAAUAUUACUCGAAAAAUGCUACACUCCCUCUUGUAAAACGUAUUGCUGUACUGAUGCGCCGCCGAUUGUUGAAGACACUGGAGCCAUUGCAACACAUGGCCUUCAUGAUGACGCAGCAGUAGCACCUUCUGAGCCAGUAAACAGAACGAAUGCCAUCUCAAAAAUGCCUGUACCCGAUCAUAUUUCGUUUGGAACUGGAGUUGAAAUCAAGAUUCCAAUGUUGAAUGUGACUCUCGAUCAACGCUAUUGUAUCGAUAAGAGCUGCAACAAGAAGCGAGGAGUCUUCAAUAUCUAUGUUCCAGUCUCCAAGUUCAUGUCAGAUGCUUCUCUAGAAAUUGAGAUAAACAUUCCAAAAAAUAAAGUCAUCGGAAACUGUGGAGCUCUUCACCAAUCAGAUUUCAACCACAAGUAUUGUCCAUUCAGCAAGAAACAACAAACCGAGUCCCCGGUUCCGACUUCAAAAAGACUCUUCGAUAAUAUUUAUGAAAUCUCCGCUGGCUCGUACGUUCAAUCCGCCUACCGGUAUCGUGUCGGAUAUUCGACUGAAAGCUGCUUUACUGAUGAGGCAAAUGGAUCUUACGAGGAGUACAAUUUGAUCUUCUACCGUACCUGCAUACUAUCAUCUUCAUAA
Messenger RNA from Caenorhabditis briggsae, 2778 nucleotides. RefSeq names its product Protein CBR-PQN-47 (gene Cbr-pqn-47). NCBI's taxonomy places the organism in Eukaryota, Metazoa, Nematoda, Chromadorea, Rhabditida, Rhabditidae. Gene Ontology annotation, molecular function: sequence-specific DNA binding; DNA-binding transcription factor activity. Bases 1 to 2778 code for a protein of 925 amino acids. The transcript has 10 exons. The record is from RefSeq and is a predicted model, not a curated record. Gene Ontology annotation, cellular component: nucleus; endoplasmic reticulum membrane. Gene Ontology annotation, biological process: protein autoprocessing; positive regulation of DNA-templated transcription.